AUGUGCAGAAGCCUACAAUUCCUAGUGAAUUCUUGGAUUGGGGUUCGCUUAGUUUCUGCAGGACAUCAAUCUUUGCAACUGAGAAUUUGCAGAAAGCAAGGACUUGGUACUUAUUCUGGAGAUAUUGUGUUCGCUAGUAAGCUGACCGAUUCAGAGGCAAAAUGGCUUCUCGAGACUGCACAAUCAUUUUACUUAAAUGAUGUAGGUAAGCUGUCACUUUCUUCACUCACAAACACGUACUGUAAAGCAAUGGCAGAAACCUCCGACGACGCAAAGGACAUCGAGAAGCUCUACGAGUACGGAGAACGACUGAACGAGGCCAAAGACAAGUCUCAGAAUGCGGAGGACUAUGAGAAUAUUAUAAAGACGGCCAAGAGUAGCAGCGUAAAAGCAAGGCAAUUAGCAGCGCAGCUUAUUCCGAGGUUUUUUAAGUAUUUUCCAGGCCUAUCGGUCAAUGCUGUUGAUGCACAUCUUGAUUUGUGUGAAGCUGAAGAGCUUGGGAUUCGUGUGCAAGCCAUUCGCGGCCUUCCUCUUUUCUGCAAGGAUACACCAGAGCAUCUUUCUAAAAUUGUUGACAUUCUUGCACAGCUCCUUACUGCUGAGGAAAAUGUGGAGCGGGAUGCAGUGCAUAAAGCCCUUUUGUCCUUAUUGAGGCAAGAUGUAAAAGCUUCUUUGACAGCCCUGUUCAAGCACAUUGAGAGCGUCGACGAGCAAAUAGUAGAUGAAAAUCUUCGUGAGAGAACCCUAAUCUUUAUUAGAGAUAAGGUAUUUCCUCUUAAAGCCGAGCUCUUGAAGCCUUCAGAUCAAAUGGAAAGACACAUAACUGAUCUUAUUAAAAAGAGUCUACAAGAUGUAACAGGAGCUGAAUUUAAAAUGUUUAUGGAUUUCUUAAAAAACUUGAACAUAUUUGGUGAGAAAGCUCCUCCAGAGCGAGUGCAAGAACUUAUUGAAAUCAUUGAAGGCCAAGCUGAUUUGGAUGCACAAUUCAAUGUUACGGAUGGAGACCAUAUUGAUAGACUGAUUUCAUGUCUAUUCAUGGCUGUUCCCUUUUUCGAGAGAGGUGCAUCUAAUAGCAAGUUUUUCAACUAUGUGAACAAACACAUUUUUUUAGUUUUUGAUGAGCUUCCCGAAGAACGAAGAGUGGACCUUCUUAAAAACAUCGCCGAGAGUUCACCUUACACCUCACCACAGGACUCGAGACAAAUCCUGCCUUGUGUUGUUCUGCUGUUGAAGAAGUACAUGCCUCGAAGAAAAGCAGGAGAAGAGAUGAACUUUACCUAUGUUGAAUGCUUGUUGUACACAUUCCACCAUUUAUCUCAUAAGGCUCCAAAUGCCACUAAUAGCUUAUGUGGUUUCAAGAUUGUCACUGGGCAACCGUCGGAUAGGCUUGGGGAGGACUUCUCUGAGCAAUACAAAGAUUUCACAGAGAGGUUGAACUGCGUUGAAGAGUUAGCGAGGGCUACAAUGAAGAAGUUAACUCAGGGAAUGGCUGAACACAACAAAGCAUUGGCAGCUGCUUCAUCUGAUGAAGCGAAGGAUAGAAUUAAAAUGCAGAAGCAGAACACUACGACUGGAUUGCGAACUUGCAAUAACAUCUUGGCUAUGACACAGCCACUGCACUCCAAGUCACCUUCAUUUAUUGGUGACAAGAAAGUUAAUUUAUCCUGGAAAGAAACUGUGAAACCUUCGACGACAUCAACUCCUACUGUUGGGGGGAAGCGUCCUGUUGAUUCUCUUAAUGGUGCUGGCAAUAGUACUUUGAAAAAGGGGCGUGGAGCUGGCAAUAUGCAAAAUCAGUAUGCUAAUAGGGCAUUUGAAAGCCUAUCUUAUGGAGGGAGAAGUGGCUCAAGGGGCACUGGCAGGGCGAGGAGCCGUGGUGGACGUGGGAGGGGAAGGGGAAGGGGAAGGAGCUACAGAUAA
Fraxinus pennsylvanica is the source of this 1920-nucleotide messenger RNA. NCBI's taxonomy places the organism in Eukaryota, Viridiplantae, Streptophyta, Magnoliopsida, Lamiales, Oleaceae. The record is from the annotation of a GenBank genome assembly.